Molecule: messenger RNA, 555 nt
Organism: Vigna unguiculata (cowpea)
Lineage: Eukaryota; Viridiplantae; Streptophyta; Magnoliopsida; Fabales; Fabaceae
Biological process (GO): DNA integration
Molecular function (GO): nucleic acid binding
Source: RefSeq, a predicted model, not a curated record
AUGAGUUCAGCCUAUCAUCCUCAGACAGAUGGUCACUGUGAGAGGACGAUCCAGUCACUUGAGGACUUGCUACGGACAUGUAUACUGGAUCACUUGGGCGCUUGGGAUGAAGUCUUACCAUUGAUUGAGUUCACCUAUAAUAAUAGUUUCCACGCGAGCAUAGGGAUGGCACCUUAUGAGGCUCUUUAUGGCCGGAAGUGUAGGACUUCUUUGUGUUGGUAUCAGGAUGGGGAGAUCUCAAGGAGGAUUGGGUCGGUGUCUUAUGAGAUAGCUUUGUGCCCUCAGUUGGCAAAUCUUCACCCGGUGUUCCACAUGUCGCAGUUGAGGAAGUAUGUCUUUGAUCCCUCUCAUGUGCUAGAAGCAGAGGAUGUACAGAUCAGGGAGGAUGUCACAGUGAAAGUACCACCAAUGGCUUUAAAGGUUAGAAAAAUUAAGGAACGCGGGGGAAAACAAGUCAGUCUAGUCAAAGUCAUAUGGGAUCGAAAAACCGGCGACUCGACUUGGGAGUUGGAGGAAGAUAUGAGGAAGUCCCAUCCACAAUUGUUUACCUGGUAA